AUGCGUGCGCUGGACCACUACGGAAUUCAGGUCCAUGGGCUGCACGCAGUGAUCCUCGGACGAUCUCAUUUGGUGGGGCAGCCUUUGGCACUCUUGUUGGGUGCCAGGGGUGCAACGGUGACUCUUCUUCACAGCCAGAGCCAGGAUCACAAGUCCUUGUGCGAGAAGGCGGACCUACUUGUGUCAGCCGUUGGCAAGGCGAGGUUCGUGCAAAGCGACUGGAUCAAGCCGGGUGCUGUGGUCGUCAACGUCGGCACCACCUUCACCGGGGAGUCGAUCGUGCCUGACAUCCCUCCCAUCAGCGAGUUGGGCCACGCUUUCCUGGUCGUCCGCACUCUAGGCCCCACCUCGGUGGCUCUUUGCCUCCGCAACGUGGCCCAAGCCGCCGCAUCGCGCCCUGCCUUACUAGGGGCCACAGCCUCUACGCCCCUCCUCAGCAACGACGCCACCAUGGAGCAGUUGACUUCGGUGCCCGGCUGGUCCCUCGCCUUGCAGGAGGGGCGGCCCUUCCUUACCAAGGACUUCUGGUUCCCGGCCUACUCUGUGGCCUGCCAGGCCGUGCAGGAGGUGUGCCAGAAGGCAGAGCUCAUGACCCUGGGGUUUAGGGUUUAG
Molecule: messenger RNA, 612 nt
Organism: Symbiodinium necroappetens
Lineage: Eukaryota; Dinophyceae; Suessiales; Symbiodiniaceae
Source: the annotation of a GenBank genome assembly